AUGUUCGCAGAGAUGCUAGACAUGGCCGGCUACAGCCAGCGGGACCAGUAUACCCAUCUUCAUGUCUUCCCAAAGUCCAUCGUCUCGUUUCUUGGUGACCGAUGGAUGAGCAUUCUCACCCGCUACAGGACGACCUUCAAGCUGAGCCUCAACUGCAACGACUCGGUCGUCAGAUACACCUAUGAGCCAAUCAACGAUGCCACAGGCACUGCCGCUGACCCCUUCAACACGAAUGCCAUCUGGGAGGCUCUGAAGCAGCUGAUCGCCUUGGAUCCGACAGUCGAUACAGAGUACUUCUGCCACUUCAAGCGAGACUUGACUCUGAACCCCUCGGAAGCUGACCUCCUGCGGGACAGCCAGUUGGCACGCUCAGACAUCAUGACGCAGACUAAGCUCGCUUUGAACCUCAAAGCCGAUGGCCGCUUUCUGAUAUUCGACUCAGUGCGGUCACUGGCGCCCGGCCAGCCAAACGUGACGGCUGCACUGGGCGUGUUGGAAGAUUAUGUCGAUUCUCGAGCUCAUGAGGGGACUGUGCAAGCGCGCCUGCUCUCGUGCGAUCUUGUCGAGCCCGCCAAGUCACGUAUCCAGAUCUACGUCUCGGAGCAGGUGGUAUCACUGGCCGCCAUGAGCGACAUGUGGACUCUCCGUGGUCGCCGCAAUGAUCCUACGACCCAAGCAGGCUUGAUGCUCAUCCACGAGCUCUGGGACCUGCUCCGAGUUCCCGAAGGGCUGCGCUCGUACACCAAAGGCUACAUGCCGUUGGGAAGCAUGCCCGACAAGGAUGAGCUGCUGCCAGGCAUGGCCAACUACACCCUCCAUCCGGACUGCCUCUCGCCAGAACCUCAAGUGUACUUUAGCGUUUUCGGCAUGAAAGACAAGGAGAUCGCCGAUGCGCUCACCAUCUUCUUCGAACGACAUGGCUGGCAUGACAUGGCCAAGAAAUACCAGGACAGCAAUCUUCCCCUUUCACUCAGCCCGGAUGAGCAGCAUGACUCGAUGAACUACAUCCACGCAUACAUUUCCUUCUCGUACCGCAAGAACAAACCGUACCUGGGCGUCUACCUUCAAAGCUUCGAGACUGGGGACUGGCCCUCUGGUAAGCAUGAUCCUAUCCAUCACUCACUCUUGCAUUAG
Microdochium trichocladiopsis is the source of this 1134-nucleotide messenger RNA. Its product is annotated as 4-dimethylallyl tryptophan synthase. Lineage: Eukaryota; Fungi; Ascomycota; Sordariomycetes; Xylariales; Microdochiaceae. The transcript has 4 exons. Gene Ontology annotation, biological process: alkaloid metabolic process. The record is from RefSeq and is a predicted model, not a curated record. The coding region runs from base 1 to 1134 and encodes 377 amino acids. Gene Ontology annotation, molecular function: transferase activity, transferring alkyl or aryl (other than methyl) groups.